AAGUUGAAGUCAGUGUGGAAAAGUUCCCGCAAAUAGGUGUAAAUAGAGUGGAAACAUUAAAAUAUAAAAAUUAAAAAAAAUAUAUAAUUAAAAAAAAAUGGAUGCUACUACUGAACUCAAUGAUUCCAAAGAUGUAGACGUUGAGGAUGGAGAAUUGCAAGAUGACUCCGCGUGUUUACACAAUGAUACGGCUAAGAGUGAAAAAAUAUCCAUUGGACCACUUCCACAAGACAAUAGUUGUGUAUUCGAGAUCAAGUUUCGCAGGAGCGAGGAUUAUGCCAAAAUGCAGGAACGCUUAGUGGAGGUAAUAAGUGCAGUGUUUGCGGAUCAGGGAUUCGUUUUCAGAGCUAAUGCAAAAGAAUUGUGUAUUGAAGCGUUAGCCAUCGCAGAUAAUAACCAGUCUUUAAUCGAAGAUCAGGAGGAUGAUUCUGGGAAUCAAGAGCCAGAUAUGUUUUUAAUUGACACAGCUCCAACAACCAAAAUAUGUGCAGCGCAGGUUCCGUCAUACAAACGCUGUCAGGUGGAUGUAUUAGACGAAGAGACACCCAUACGAAAAAGGCUUAAAGCCGAAGCUGUUAAUAAAUGCUUUCGACCUAAAUCACAAGCGGCUUGCUUCAACUGCGGCGAGGCGGAUCAUUCAUUACGUGAGUGUCCACGACCACGAAAUAAUUCAAGAAUACAACGGGCUCGCAAGAAGAUCAACAAUCGUGCCGAACGUUAUCACGUGGAUGCAGAACAACGUUUUGGCCAUAUUCGAGCCGGUCGAAUAAGUACCAAGACACGUCAUGCCAUGGGCUACAGCCGUGGCGAAUUGCCUUUUAUUUUCUAUCGCCUUCGUGUUCUGGGCUAUCCACCAGCUUGGCUUGAAGAAGCCAAGAUACAGGGUUCUGGAAUUUCACUCUUUAAUGCCGAUGGCAGCGCCGUAUUAAAGUCAGACGACGAAGAUGGAGAGGCGGACACAUUUAAGUAUGAUAUCAACAAGAUCAUCGAAUUCCCUGGCUUCAAUGUUCAGCCAGGGGUCAAGUUUUUUGAUGACUUUCAACAUCAUAAUGUGCCACGUUUCAACGAAUCCCAGCUUAAGGAAAACUUUAUUAAAUCAUUGGGUGAUAAUGUCAUCAAAGGAUAUAAACGUAAAAAAUUAUUAGAUUUGCCUCCCCUUCGGGACGGGAGUCCAAACGGCUGCGCGGAUUCCUCUGAAGACAAAACUAACUGCAUUCAGCAUGAUAUGGAUAUAAUAGAUGACUCUAAUGACACUCCAAUGAUGAGUGAAGAGCUAGUUGAAACUCCACCGCCAAAGGACAUAGAACAAGUUACGAGAUCUCCCACCAUGGAAGAUUUAAAGGCUCAGCAAGAGCUAUUAUUGGAACAAUUAGAAUCGAAUACAUCUUUAAACAAUGAUGAGUCAAACGAAACUAAAAUGGAAUCGCCUAAGCCCUCAUUGCCAUCAUCUAAAACGCCACAAGGUACACCCAAUUCUAAGAAAGCUUCUUACGCUGGCACACCAAUCAUCAAGUUCUCCAUCUAUGACAAGUUGCCGAUGGGCGACAAAUUUAAGGUUGGCGUUAGCGAUGUAAUUAACUUUGAAAAUUUACCAGAUUCCACUGGCAAAUAUGAGCAAAUGAAGGAUUUGCUAAAGAAUGUAAGAGAAAAAAUGACCAAGCUACAAAACGACGACGACUGAUAAAGGAUAAAACGGGUUUUUAGUUUGUUAAACAUUUAUUUGCCAAUAUAAGAGAUUGCACAUAAACUCACCAAUGCAAUGGCUGGCUUACUGCUUGAGCCCAAGCACAAUACUAUCGAAGUUAAAUGUGCAUUGAAACUAAAAUUAAUAUUAUGUGAGAGUAGUUGUAGUGAAAAAUAAACGAACAAAAAACGAAAUUUCAUGCUUAUUGCAUGAAAAGUGGAUUCGAAAAAACGCAAAAAGGCAUUGAUAAAAUGUAGUAUUUUCUAAUAACGUUUACAAAAUUUGUAGAGCAAAUUCCUCGUCUUUUGUUAAUUAAAGUAUAUAUACUCUUAUCUUCUUAUUUGUAUUUGCAAAGAUUUUUGCUAAGAAGGGGAGCUGAUAUGUCAAGCUUCCUUAUUGAUGAGGCCUGAAUUAACAAACUUGUACCGUCUACAUCGCCCUAUGGAAAUAAUUUGAUUCCAUACGGCAGUUGAUUUUAAUAAAGUGUAAAUUUUACAAGCAAA
Drosophila willistoni is the source of this 2187-nucleotide messenger RNA. Its product is annotated as zinc finger CCHC domain-containing protein 8 homolog. The transcript is spliced from 4 exons. Gene Ontology annotation, cellular component: catalytic step 2 spliceosome. The record is from RefSeq and is a predicted model, not a curated record. Bases 98 to 1681 code for a protein of 527 amino acids. Gene Ontology annotation, molecular function: zinc ion binding; RNA binding. NCBI's taxonomy places the organism in Eukaryota, Metazoa, Arthropoda, Insecta, Diptera, Drosophilidae.